AUGCCACUUAAGUUACCUGAAUCUUCCGAGCUACCAGAACCAGAAGAAGGGUCAGAGGAGGGAAAAAGCGACUAUGAGACUGCAGAUAAAGGAGAUACAUCAGAUUCUGAAUCCGAAUCUGAUAACAAGUCAGAAUCUGAAGAAAAAAAACCAAUAUUUCAAAGAAUAGAAGAUCCAGCUCCAAAAAGAUUAAUAGAAACUAGAAGAAUUUUUGACCAAGCCAUGUUCGAGAAUAUUGAAGACCAAAUUAGUAAUAUUUAUAAAAGAGAAUUAGCUCAAUUAGGGGAUAUUAAAAUAAAAAUAGUUCUUAUUGCUCAUAUAUAUCAGAUUGCACAAGGAGGGCAUUUUGGACAUCGAAUAGAUCAAGACAUAGCAUUUCCAA
Molecule: messenger RNA, 382 nt
Organism: Racocetra persica
Lineage: Eukaryota; Fungi; Glomeromycota; Glomeromycetes; Diversisporales; Gigasporaceae
Source: the annotation of a GenBank genome assembly